AUGUCGUCGCUACAAAUGUCCGAGAUGUCCAAGACCUACCAGUACCGCAAAGUGAUGAAGCCCAUGCUGGAGCGCAAGCGUCGUGCCAGGAUCAACAAGUGCCUGGACGAGCUCAAGGAUCUGAUGGUGGCCACUCUGGAAUCCGAGGGCGAGCAUGUCACACGUCUGGAGAAGGCCGACAUUCUGGAGCUGACCGUCACCCAUUUGCAAAAGAUGAAGCAGCAGCGCCAGCACAAGAAGGCCUCCGGCAAUGAGAGCCUGAGUCCGGCGGAAGGAUUCCGAUCUGGCUACAUCCAUGCCGUCAACGAGGUCUCCCGCUCUUUGUCUCAGCUGCCCGGCAUGAACGUCACCCUGGGCACUCAGCUGAUGACACACCUGGGACAGCGCCUCAACCAGAUCCAGCCCGCCGUCAAGGAGGUCCUUCCAGUGACAGCUCCACUCUCCGUGCAGAUUGCCAGCCGGGAUAGCUACUCCGUGCCCAUCUCACCAGUGUCCAGCUACGCCGGCAGUCCCAACUCCAAUCUCAGUUCGGCCAGCACUUCUCUGCUGACCACCAUUGAUGUGACCAAAAUGGAGGACGACAGCGAGGACGAGGAGAAUGUCUGGCGUCCCUGGUAA
Molecule: messenger RNA, 618 nt
Organism: Drosophila serrata
Lineage: Eukaryota; Metazoa; Arthropoda; Insecta; Diptera; Drosophilidae
Gene: E(spl)mgamma-HLH
Product: Enhancer of split mgamma, helix-loop-helix
Biological process (GO): regulation of DNA-templated transcription
Molecular function (GO): protein dimerization activity; DNA binding
Source: RefSeq, a predicted model, not a curated record